AUGAAAGUGUUCACACGACUUGUUGCGAUUUCUUCGCUCGUCUCCGUCUUUGGUCUCAAAAUCAGCAGGAGUCUUGCUUCGACCGAAUCGCUGUACCACAACAUCUUGUCGAUCUACCUCCAGUUUGCGGGCUUAGAUUUGAACCUUCGAGACGAGCUGCUGAACUACGGCUGCUGGCUUCAGAUUAGAAACGCGGGACAGGACGGAAUGGUCCCUGGAGUUGGCGAACCAGUCGAUCCAUUUGAUGAGCUCGGCCGAAAGUACCAACAGUGCAUUCAAUGCAUCAAGCUCGACGGCUGUGACUGGGACUCCGGAAUCGCAUAUGAAGUUGGAUUCAAUGGAAUCCGAAUCCAGUGCAUUUCCACCGACGAAUGCCGAGUUAAUCCUUGCAAGUGCGAUGAAGAACUUGCAUUUGGACUGACAGAACUAACAGACUUUGCCUCUGAAUGUCCAUCGAUGACGACAGAAUCUCCAAUGACAACAACUACUCGACAACCUGGAUCUGGAAAUGGCGGAAACGGCGGCGGCUCUGUCAACCCACCUGAGAUGAAAUGCUGCGGAGAGUAUCCGAACAGAUUUCCAUUUUCCGACAAAGGCGGUCGAUUCGCCUGCUGUGAGGGUGCUACCUACAACACGAACAGAAACUGCUGCAGUGGAGGCGAAAUUCUGUCCCUUGGCGAGUGUUAA
Molecule: messenger RNA, 687 nt
Organism: Oikopleura dioica
Lineage: Eukaryota; Metazoa; Chordata; Appendicularia; Copelata; Oikopleuridae
Source: the annotation of a GenBank genome assembly